This is a messenger RNA of Rhinolophus ferrumequinum (greater horseshoe bat), 5384 nucleotides long. It is a transcript of the gene ESRRG, whose product is annotated as estrogen related receptor gamma. Gene Ontology annotation, cellular component: nucleus. The transcript has 8 exons. The coding region runs from base 478 to 1785 and encodes 435 amino acids. Gene Ontology annotation, molecular function: sequence-specific DNA binding; nuclear receptor activity; steroid binding. Gene Ontology annotation, biological process: regulation of DNA-templated transcription; retinoic acid receptor signaling pathway. The record is from RefSeq and is a predicted model, not a curated record. Lineage: Eukaryota; Metazoa; Chordata; Mammalia; Chiroptera; Rhinolophidae.
GUAUACCUCGUCAUGUCUAUUCCGCUUUUAUAUAUGAAGUGGGAAAUCAGUCUAAGUGUUUGAUUCUGCAGUUGCGCACCACCAAAUUCAGUGAGGUUAGAUGGUACAUCAUCUUGUUGGCUUUGGGCUGAAAUUGAUCUAAGAGACAAACUCUCAAACAACAACAGACUCUGCUAACUGCUACGGCAGCUCGAUUCAAAGACUAGUGUUCACAUGCUUCUGGUGUGGAAAGGACUUUGGUUCUCACUAGUUUCUUCAGCUUUCCCAAGAGUGGUGUUGUCUUUGAACAGGAAGGACAGCAACAUAUAAACAUAACAGGUUUUUUUCAUACGAUACACAGCUGCAUUACACAUCCCAAAAUUCUGUGUCAGUAUUGCAAAGGGACAAUUCUGAGAGUGGCUGGCAUUUUGCUUCCUCCUAGAAGUGGAUGCUGUAGGACUUCCUGGGGUGGUGUAACUGGAAUGGCUUCUCUGCAGAAUGUCAAACAAAGAUCGACACAUUGAUUCCAGCUGUUCGUCCUUCAUCAAGACGGAACCCUCCAGCCCGGCCUCCCUGACGGACAGCGUCAACCACCACAGCCCAGGUGGCUCUUCAGACGCCAGUGGGAGCUACAGUUCAACCAUGAAUGGCCAUCAGAACGGACUUGACUCGCCACCUCUCUACCCUUCUGCUCCUAUCCUAGGAGGCAGUGGGCCUGUCAGGAAACUGUAUGAUGACUGCUCUAGCACCAUUGUUGAAGACCCCCAGACCAAGUGUGAAUACAUGCUCAACUCGAUGCCCAAGAGACUGUGUUUAGUGUGUGGUGACAUCGCUUCUGGGUACCACUAUGGGGUAGCCUCAUGUGAAGCCUGCAAGGCAUUCUUCAAGAGGACGAUUCAAGGUAACAUAGAAUAUAGCUGUCCUGCCACGAACGAAUGUGAAAUCACAAAGCGCAGACGUAAAUCCUGCCAGGCUUGCCGUUUCAUGAAGUGUUUAAAAGUGGGCAUGCUGAAGGAAGGGGUGCGUCUGGACAGAGUACGUGGCGGUCGGCAGAAGUACAAGCGCAGAAUAGACGCGGAGAACAGCCCAUACCUGAACCCUCAGCUGGUUCAGCCAGCCAAAAAGCCAUAUAACAAGAUUGUUUCACAUUUGUUGGUGGCUGAACCGGAGAAGAUCUAUGCCAUGCCCGACCCGACUAUCCCCGACAGUGACAUCAAAGCCCUCACUACACUGUGUGACUUGGCCGACCGAGAGCUGGUGGUUAUCAUUGGAUGGGCGAAGCAUAUUCCAGGCUUCUCCACACUGUCCCUGGCCGACCAGAUGAGCCUCCUGCAGAGUGCGUGGAUGGAAAUUUUGAUCCUGGGUGUCGUAUACCGAUCCCUUUCCUUUGAGGAUGAACUUGUCUAUGCAGACGAUUAUAUAAUGGAUGAAGACCAGUCCAAACUAGCAGGCCUUCUUGACCUAAAUAAUGCUAUCCUGCAGCUGGUAAAGAAAUACAAAAGCAUGAAGCUGGAGAAAGAAGAAUUUGUCACCCUCAAAGCGAUCGCUCUUGCUAAUUCAGACUCCAUGCACAUAGAAGAUGUGGAAGCCGUCCAGAAACUUCAGGAUGUCUUGCACGAGGCCCUGCAGGAUUACGAAGCUGGCCAGCACAUGGAAGACCCUCGCAGGGCUGGCAAGAUGCUGAUGACACUGCCCCUCCUGAGGCAGACAUCCACCAAGGCUGUGCAGCAUUUCUACAACAUCAAACUAGAAGGCAAAGUCCCCAUGCACAAACUUUUUUUGGAAAUGCUGGAGGCCAAGGUCUGACUAAGAGCUUCCUGGGCCUUCCUAUCCUGCACGCCGAAAAAGGGAAACGAAACCCAAGGGUGAUGUCGAAGAAUCUUAGAGUUUAGUUAACACCAUCAAAAAUCAACCAAGACUGCACUGAUGAUUGAGCAGCAAGAAUUUAACGCAGCUUUCAGAGUUCUCCAUAUCUUCCUGAUGAAUUUCUUUCCACCGGAUCGCAUCCUUCUCCUUUUCUCAUUUCUCUUCCUCUUUUUUCCGCCCUCCUCCCUUACUCCUCCUAUCUCACAUUUUUUGGCUUCCUGGAUUACUGGUUUCCUCUCUUUCUCAUUUCCUUCUCUUCCUUCCCUUCCUCCCUCCCUCCCUCCCUCCGUCCCUCCCUUCUCCUCCUCUCCUCCCUUUCGUCUCAUCCUUCCCCUUUCUUCUAAAGUUUAAAUAGCUCUAGUUGUAAGAAAAAUUUUUUCUUCCUUCCUUCUGCUGCUGAACUUUUAAAAGAGGUCUCUAAUGGAAGAGCAUAGGAAGCCAGCCCUGCCAAAGGAUGGAAAUCCAUAAUAUGGAUGCCAGUGAACUUGUGAACCAUAAUGUCCCCAGUGAUUAAGGAAUCAAAGAGACAGAACCACUGUACCUAAAGUCCAGUGCGCCGUAGACGAAUUGACUGAAAGCAGUAUUAGAUUUCAUGGGAGCAGCCCCUAAUUACACAACUUAAGAACACGUUGCAUCGGCUGCUUUUUAUCAUUGCUUUUCCAUCUAGAUCAGUUAUAGCCAUCUGAUUCCUUAAUUGUUUUUUCAAGUCUUCCAGGUAUUUGUUAGUUUAGCUACUAUGUAACUUUUUCAGGGAAUAGUUUAAGCUUUAUUCAUUCAUGCAAUACUUAAGAGGAAUAAGAAUACUGCGAUUUUGUGCUGGCUUUGAACACUUAUGAACACUAAUGAAGGACAAAUGAAUCCUGAAGGAAGAUUUUUAAAAAUGUUUUGUUUCUUCUUACAAAUGGAGAUUUUUUUGUACCAGCUUUACCACUUCUCAGCCAUUUAUUAAUAUGGGAAUUAAACUUAAGCAAUAGUUGAAGGGAAGGUGCAUAUUAUCACGGAUGCAAUUUAUGUUGUGUGCCAGUCUGGUCCCAAGCAUCAGUUUCUUACCGUGAGCUCCAGUUUACCUAAAUGCUCACCGGCACAAAGGAUUCGAUUACACCUGCAGUGACUCUGGGUAGUCACACAUGUAAGCACUGCACAUGGAAUCCAGAUCCGUAGAAUUUCAGGAGUCACCUCUACCUGGGAGGUACAGUUGCCAUAUGAUUUCUAGCUGCCGCGGUGGUUAGGAACGAGUUACUGCCUGUUUGCAAAGUUACAGACCUUGUCCCCAAGGAGCUGUGAGCCAGUAUUCAUUUAAAAGGCAAUAAGACAAAUGCCAGAAUUUGAACAACAACAACAACAACAACAACAACAAAUCAUCAAAGACAACAGACGCCUGACCAAAUUCUAAAGCCUAUCUAUAUGAGUUUAUUCAUUUAGGGAUGUUUGUUUAAAUUAAUCUGCAAUUUUUACCAAGCGCUAAGCCAAUAUAUCUGCUUUUCAACCAGUAUUGUCACAGCAAGAAAGUCAGUCAGGUUCCAGACUGUUAAGAGGUGUAAUCUAAUGAAGAAAUCAAUUAGAUGCCCCCGAAAUCUAGAGUCGCUGAAUAACCAAUAAACAGUAACCUCCAUCAAAUGCUAUACCAACGGACCAGUGUUAGUAGCUGCUCCCUGUACUAUGUGAACAGUCUUAUUCUAUGUACACAGAUGUAAUUAAAAUUGUAAUCCUAACAAACAAAAGAAAUGUAGUUCAGCUUUUCAAUGUUUCAUGUUUGCUGUGCUUUUCGGAAUUUUAUGUUGCAUUCGGAGACUGUUGUCUUGUUCUUCUUGUGGUGUUUGGAUUCUUGUGGUGUGUGCUUUAGACACAGGGUAGAAUUAGAGACAAUAUUGGAUGUACAAUUGCUCAGGAGACUACAGUAGUAUAUUCUAUUCCUUACCAGUAAUAAGGUUCUUCCUAAUAAUAAUUAAGAGAUCAAAACUCCAAACAAGUAUUCAUUAUGAACAGAUACACAUCAAAAUCAUCAUAAUAUUUUCAAAACAAGGAAUCAUUUCUUUAAUGGUUUAUUAUAGAAUACCAAUGUAUAGCUUAGAAAUAAAACUUUGAAUAUUUCAAGAAUAUAGAUAAGUCUAAUUUUUAAAUGCUGUAUAUAUGGCUUUCACUCAGUCAUCUCUCAGAUGUUGUUAUUAACUCGCUCUGUGUUGUUGCAAAACUUUUUGGUGCGGACACGUUUCCAAAACUAUUGCUACUUUGUGUGCUUUAAACAAAAUAUCUUGGGUUGAUGUUACAUCAACCUCAUGCUAGGAAUACUGUGUAUCUAUCAUUAGCUAUAUGGGACUAUAUCGUAGAUUGUGGUUUCUCUGUAGAGAAGUGACUGUAGUGUGAUUCUAGAUAAAUCAUCAUUAGCAAUUCAUUCAGAUGGUCAAUAACUUGAAAUUUAUAGCUGUGAUAGGAGUUCAGAAAUUGGCACAUCCCUUUAAAAAUAACAACAGAAAAUCCAACUCCUGGGAAAAAAAGGUGCUGAUUCUAUAAGAUUAUUUAUAUAUGUAAGUGUUUCAAAAGAUUAUUUUCCAGGAAGUCUGUGCAGGGUUUAAGUUGCUACUGUUCAACCACACUAUAUAUAAAUAAAAUAUAUACAACAUAUGUGUUGUUUUUACUGUAUCACAUUAAAGUACUUGGGCUUCAGAAGGAAGAGCCAACCAACUAAAAACAGGAGCUGGAGAUAUGUGAAGAGAAGGAAGUACAAUUUUUAGCUUUCAGUUUAAGUAAAACAAGUAUCGCAUAAAUAGGAAACACAAUUAAGUGGAGACCUAAAAGAACUGUACGAGCUUUAGGGUAAAUGCUUACCUUUAAACCUCACUUGAGGUAAGUUGUUUCAACUUUCAAGCAAGACCAUUUACUUAAUGUGAAGUUUUGAAAAGUUACAAAGGUGUAUGUUUUAGCCACAUGAUUUUAAUUUUUAUUUUGCUUCUUUUCGGUUUGUUAUUUAAAGCAAUAUGAUUGUGUGACUACCUGCAGUUACACUUGUGUUUCAAUCAGAUCAGAUUGUUGUAUUUAUUCCACUAUUUUGCAUUUAAAUGAUAACAUAAAAGAUAUAAAAAAUUUAAAACUGCUAUUUUUCUUAUAGAAGAGAAAAUGGGUGUUGGUGAUUGUAUUUUAAUUAUUUAAGCGUCUCUGUUUACCUGCCUAGGAAAACAUUUUAUGGCAGUCUUAUGUGCAAAGAUCGUAAAAGGACAAAAAAAUUUAAACUGCUUAUAAUAAUCCAGGAGUUGCAUUAUAGACAGUAGUAAAAAGAAUAAUAAUAAUAAUAAAACCAUGUCUAUAGCUGUAGAUGGGCUUCACAUCUGUAAAGCAAUCAAUUGUAUAUUUUUGUGAUGUGUACCAUACUGUGUGCUCCAGCCAAUGUCCAUUUGUGUAAAUGUAUUUAUUUUAUAUUGUAUAUAUUGUUAAAUGCAAAAAGGAGAUAUGAUUCUGUAACUCCAAUCAGUUCAGAUGUGUAACUCAAAUUAUUAUGCCUUUCAGGAUGAUGGUAGAGCAAUAUUAAACAAGCUUCCACUUUU